Messenger RNA from Marmota flaviventris (yellow-bellied marmot), 1338 nucleotides. RefSeq names its product regulator of G protein signaling 1 (gene Rgs1). Lineage: Eukaryota; Metazoa; Chordata; Mammalia; Rodentia; Sciuridae. The record is from RefSeq and is a predicted model, not a curated record.
CCUCGUGCAGCCAGAGCCUGUCUGCCUUCUCUAUAUAAAGCAGCAGAGACAUUGGCGAGCAGACAUUUGCUGAGAGAGGACCAUGAGAGCAGCAGCCAUCUCCACGCCAAGGCUGGACAAAAUGCCAGGAAUGUUCUUCUCUGCAAACCCAAAGGACUUGAAAGAAACUGGUCAUUCACUUCUAGAUGACAAAACGCAAAAAAGGAGGCCAAAGACAUUUGCAAUGGAUAUGAAAGCAUACCUGAGAUCUAUGAUCCCACAUUCGGAAUCUGGAAUGAAAUCUUCCAAGUCCAAAGACAUACUUUCUGCUGAUGAAGUAAUACAGUGGUCUCAAUCUCUAGAAAAACUUCUUGCCAACCAAACUGGUCAAGAUGUCUUUGGAAAUUUUCUUAAGUCUGAGUUCAGUGAGGAGAAUAUUGAGUUCUGGCUGGCUUGUGAAGACUACAAGAAAACAGAGUCUGAUCUUUUGCAUUGCAAGGCCGAGAAGAUAUAUAAAGCAUUUGUGCAUUCAGAUGCAGCUAAACAAAUCAAUAUUGACUUUCGUACUCGAGAAUCUACAGCCAAGAAGAUUAAAGCACCAACUCACACGUGUUUUGAUGAAGCCCAAAAAAUCAUAUAUACCCUUAUGGAAAAGGACUCUUAUCCCAGGUUCCUGAAAUCAAAUAUUUACUUAAAUCUUCUGAAUGACCUUCAGGCUAACAGCCUAAAGUGACUGAUUCCUAACUGAAGGGAAUUAAAAGAUGGUAUCAAGGACGGAAGGAACGUGCCAGUGUGGCUGCCUGGGUGGACAACUUGGCUUGUUUGGGGUGACUUGACAGGCUCAGGGGAGGAACAAGUGACACAGGAUGGAUUACCAUGGAAGUUAUCCAGAUUCAGGGCUGAAAAAACAUCAGUAAGACUAAAAUUGAGAGACUGUGGAAGAAAAGAGAUACUAUGGUACUGUCUGUGGUACUGUCAUAAAAUACAGAAGAACCUCUGUAUUAGAAAACCCCUCACACUGAAAUGGUCAGGUAACUCUGGUGACAGAAACUGUGAAUAAAAUUUAUGGGACUGAUUACGAUACGCUGUAAGCUUCAAGGUCAACUGACACGCUAUGUAUUAUUACAUAUAGAUUGUAUUGAGCUGCUGAAACCUCCUUAACUUGGAUUCCUGUUCCAGAAAUCACUGUUAUUAUUGAGAAAUGUUUUUUAAUGUUGUUUUGUUUGAGUGUAUUUGACUUGGAAGUGAUAAAGAGAACACUGUAUUUAACUUAAGCUAUUGCUCUUAAAACGAAGUCAGAAUAUAUUUGUAAAUUAAGUUAUCACAGUGUCAAUAAUAAAUUUGAGUUUUGUAUUAAAA